Molecule: messenger RNA, 1571 nt
Organism: Hibiscus syriacus
Lineage: Eukaryota; Viridiplantae; Streptophyta; Magnoliopsida; Malvales; Malvaceae
Product: DNA-directed RNA polymerase I subunit rpa49-like
Exons: 4
Coding region: 101-1435 (444 amino acids)
Biological process (GO): transcription elongation by RNA polymerase I; RNA polymerase I preinitiation complex assembly; nucleolar large rRNA transcription by RNA polymerase I
Cellular component (GO): RNA polymerase I complex
Molecular function (GO): DNA binding
Source: RefSeq, a predicted model, not a curated record
UCUGUCCUUAAUUCUCUCUCCAUAGCCGGAACUCUUCUCUUCUCCGAUUACCUCUCGCAGUGGGUAUUAUAAGGAGGUGUUUCCUUAUUAGGCGACCACCAUGGAGGUUGACGAACAAUCACUCUCACAAUCAAGAACAAAAAAGUCCAAGAAGAGGAGCAUUGAAGAGGGUCUCAAUGAGGCAUUGGAAUCAGUAAAACAUAAUCCCGGAACAAAACAUGAGAAUUUGCAAGUCAAAAUCCAACUUUUCCAAGAGCAAUCAAACAAGAUUCCACCUUUACUCGCCUAUUUCCCAUCUGGUUAUAAUCCUUGCAAAACCCAACAAGAGGAAGGAGGAGCCAACGAACCCAAGGUUAAAGUUUUCAGAAACAUGGCUCAGAGAAAGAGUAAUAGGCUUCAGGUUGUAGUUAGCCCUAGUGGAUCGAAUGUCGAUUUUGUGGGAUCGAGUUACACGGGUGAGGCUGCUGCCGCACAAGUUUGCAGGUACUCACUCGGUGUUCUUGAUAAGGAAGCCGGGACCCUCAAAAUCAUUCCUAUCGCUACGAAUAAGAUAUUUAGAUUGGAACCAAGAGUUAGAACCUCGGAAACUUCUAAUGAAGAUGCGUCAAUGUCCGCAAAGAGUGAACUUACCACCGAUAAAAAAGACAUGCUGGACAAGCUAGGAGAGCUUACUGCGCUUUAUGGAACAAAGAGGGAUAGGAAGAAGAGGAAGGAUUUUAUUGAUUUGAAGAAGGAAGCUGAUCCUGAAUCACAAAAAGCUCUAGAGAAGAAGAUCGGGGAAGUGGCCUUCGACAAGGAUGCUUUGGCAAACACCAGUGCGGUUAUUGCUCGUAAUAUCCCUCCGCACGAUGUUUCUGCUACUACUCCCCCAAAAGCUUACCCUCUAGACAAGAUCAUUCUCAAGGGAGACUGGGAUUUUCUUGGGGAUAUUUAUAAGCUUGUGGAAGCAGGCGAAAAAGUAGCCAACACUGCCUAUCCACAUUUUGUUUGCAACAGAAUCCGAAAAUUGGAUGCCACUCAGGACGAGACACAGAAGUGGCAACUGUCUUGCGUGUUUUCGUAUAUUACUCAUCUUGUGAAGUUCAGAGAUCAGUUCUCCAUGGGGCAGACUGCUUCUGCUAAGAACCAUAAUAUCCCGAGCAUCAUACGCCACAGAUUUAUGAACAUGUUUACUGAUCCAGGUUCAAAAAUACUGGCCAGUGAGAAGAUCGAUCUUCUGAUUAGUUAUGUCUUGGUGCUCACUUUACAUGUCGACGGAUUUCGAACCGACCCAUCGGAUAUAGCGAACGACCUCAGAAUCAGUAAAGUAGAUUUGAGACGUCAUUUUCUGAACUUGGGGUGCAAACUCGUGCAUCAGAGCAGCGUAUUGUAUGCUACUCUUCCCGUGCCUCUAAAUUUUCCUUCUGAGAAUCUCAGGAAGAAGCGCAGGCAGUAGAUGGAUCGGCAUGGAUCGGCGAGUUUUCAAAUUGGCAGUGUGAGUAUGAAUCCAUGACAAAUUUUGAUUUAUUGAUGUUUUCCAUAUUUUUUAUUUGAGGUAGAGGGUUUUUGAAGCCAAGGUGCAUGGGAUGAUU